CACGAAAGUUUACGCACACAAUAUUUUAUAACUUCCAUUUGAUAAAUGUUAUAUUUAUAUUGACAACUCCAGCAUCAUUAUAUGCAUUGUCAGCUCUCAAAGGUUCUAGUGUACAACUCGAAUGUCCAUAUACAGCCACGGGCAGUGGCAGAAUAUCUUGGUUUAUUUCUCAUAAUGUCUAUUCAGAAAAUAAUUUAACAAAUCCAAAUUUACCAACAGACCUUAAAAAGAGAUUGAAUAUUUCUGGUAAUCAAACAAUUGGAGAAUAUAAUCUGAAUAUAUCUGACAUAAGAGAAAGUGACGAGGGAAAUUAUGAGUGUUCUGCUUCUGGUACUACAAGAGUAUACAUAACACAGCUGAUUGUUAUUGUUGAACCAGUAAGUGUAAAUAUAGUUGAUGUGUUACCAGAUGACAAACUGCCAGCUACAGAAGGACUAGAUUUGAUGGUAACAUGCAGAGGUGUUGGAGGAAAACCACCACCAAAUAUGAAACUGCUGAUAUCAGGAAUUACAGUUGCUACCGGCAACCAAUCUAUUCAAUACACACUGCCAAAAAUCAGUAGAUCGUAUGAUCGUAAGACAAUUACAUGUUAUGCAGGAAACGAAGAGAUUUCACAUUAUCCAUUGGUUGAUUCAGCAAAGCUGUAUCUCACCCUAAAACCGAUCUCGCCAAUAUUCGACCAGAAAUCUGUAGGUACAGAAGAGACCAUGCCACUAAAUGUUUCCUGUACCUCGCAUGGUAGUAGACCUGCAGCUAAUGUUACGUGGCUUAUUGGACAAACUAAUAUGGAUGUAACAAUAAACUCCUCCGAAACUAAGACCUUUAAUUCGUCCACAGAAAUGUUUACAGUAAUAUCUACGUUAAUCUACAAUGUUGACAGAACCUAUAACGGACAAAUGGUAACAUGUAAAGCCAGUAAUAUUUUAAGCAGUAAUGUGUCGUCAAGCACAUUGCUCAAUAUCAAAUAUGCACCGAGCGUAAAAGUAGAAAAUAAAACGUUCCAGCAAACAGAUAAGGCAAGGAAUGUUCAGUGCAGAAUUCAAGCACAACCUGUUUUUGCAAAAGGCAAUGACGAGAAAAUGAUUGGAGUGAUCGGAAGAAGUGUUGAUGUCAAUGUUUACGUGUUUAGUGAACCUAAACAUACCAAAAUCAGAUGGUACAAAAACACAGUCCUUCUGAAACAGUCAGCUAAAUACAAUAUGACUGAAAACAUGAUGAUUGUGAAUGACAAUUUCCAUGGUAGAGAGGUACAACUUGAUGGGUACAGACUGACUUUGGUUAUUAAUGAGUUGAGAUUUGAAGAUGCAGCUGUUUACAAACUGCAAUUGUCAAAUGGGAUAGGAAACUUAGUCGAGCACAAUCUUAUUCUAGAAAUAGGACAUAUUCCACAAACGCCUACAAAUAUCACGGUCGUGUCUGUUGAAGAAACAAGCUUGACAAUACAGUGGGUCCAUGUGGAUGAUAUAGAAUUGCAUCUAAUGUAUCAAAUAGAAUAUAAACUGUCUAUAUCAUCAACCUGGAUUCACAAAGAAAUGAUUUCAAAAGAAACAGAAAACACAGUUAAUGCUAUACAGUCUGUAAGCAGUUCGAUGGUAGCUUUGGGAACAUCUUCUACUAUUAUUACCAUUGUAGCUUGGCUUGUAGUAGGUUUAUUUUGGUUCAAACGAAAAUCACCCAUCAAGACUAUAAGAAAUAAAACAGAUUUUUUACAACAACAUCUUAACACCCAAAUGUAUGAUGUAGUUACAGAUUCUACAAGGAUUAAGACAGAUCAACCAAGAGAUAUAAGUGAUACUUCAAAGGCAGCCUACGAAGCUCUUGGUUUGAAAGAUAAGCCAAAUGUUUAUAGUGAAUUCAAGUAA
Messenger RNA from Mytilus californianus (California mussel), 1862 nucleotides. RefSeq lists its product as uncharacterized. The transcript is spliced from 13 exons. The coding region runs from base 444 to 1862 and encodes 472 amino acids. Gene Ontology annotation, molecular function: protein binding. Lineage: Eukaryota; Metazoa; Mollusca; Bivalvia; Mytilida; Mytilidae. The record is from RefSeq and is a predicted model, not a curated record.